This is a messenger RNA of Aricia agestis (brown argus), 1675 nucleotides long. Its product is annotated as pH-sensitive chloride channel 2-like. NCBI's taxonomy places the organism in Eukaryota, Metazoa, Arthropoda, Insecta, Lepidoptera, Lycaenidae. Gene Ontology annotation, cellular component: synapse; neuron projection; membrane. The record is from RefSeq and is a predicted model, not a curated record. Gene Ontology annotation, molecular function: neurotransmitter receptor activity; chloride channel activity; extracellular ligand-gated monoatomic ion channel activity. Gene Ontology annotation, biological process: chemical synaptic transmission; signal transduction; nervous system process. The coding region runs from base 94 to 1575 and encodes 493 amino acids. The transcript has 9 exons.
CAGUACGAAUUGCCUCAAUAUCGUUCAGUGGUGGUUAAUCGAUUACGCGAGGCAAACGCGUCAAAUUGCGUGCGACAUCCGCGGGAUUAUGUUAUGUUCAAAAUGUACAGAAGCAUACUGAUAUUGUGGUUUAUAUCGUUGAAUUUCAAAAACAUUAAGUGCCAAAAACCAAAGGGCCCAGACUUGGACUGUCCGUCACUGGACAAGGGAGACAGCUACACCCAGUCAGAGUUUCUGUCUCGUCUGGCGCACGAGUGCCGGUACGACAAGCUGCUGCUGCCCUCCUACCAGACCGGUGACGCGGUCGACGUCCACGCCAGCGCAUACAUCUACUUCAUACAGCCCGCUGAGGCUCAUGACUUGAACUUCAAGUUCCACUUCCUCCUGCAACUGCGAUGGACGGACCCGCGGCUCGCGUACCAGCUCUACUCGCCGGAACGCGUCAAGAUCAUAGGCGGCAACGAUCUCCGGAACCAAGUGUGGAUCCCGCACCUAUAUAUGUCCAACGAGCAGUCUUCUGGGCUGAUGGGCACGGACAGCAAGGAUGUGCUUCUGUCGAUCGCGCCGGAUGGUGAAGUGCUGUUCAGCCGGCGGCUCCAGGCGGUGUUCUACUGCUGGAUGAACCUCCAGAAGUUCCCCUUCGACGAGCAGAAGUGCUCAAUGAAUUUGGAAAGUUGGAAAUACAACUCAUCAUCCCUGCGACUUAUGUGGGAGGAGGAGACGCCUGUCCGUCUGUCGCCCGACCUCCACCUCACGGAGUACGCGCUCCUGGACUACUGGACCAACGAAUCGUUUGUUAAAAGUGACAUACUCAAUAUGAGGCUCGGCGGAGGUAAAACCACUGGCAACUUCAGUGCACUGAAGUUUACUUUUAAGUUGGGUCGUGAAGUUGGCUACUACCUAAUGGACUACUUUAUACCCUCGAUGAUGAUUGUCGCUACCUCUUGGGUCACAUUCUGGCUGCAGGCGGACGCUGCUGCCCCUAGGGUUACUUUAGGGACGAGUACCAUGUUGUCGUUCAUAACCCUGGCGUCGUCGCAGUCCAAGACGCUGCCGAAGGUGUCGUACAUCAAGGCCAGCGAGAUCUGGUUCCUCGGCUGCACGGGCUUCAUCUUCUCGGCUCUAGUCGAGUUCGCGUUUGUCAACACUAUUUGGCGACGAAAGAAAGCCGUUAACCUGAAAGAAGUGAGCAGCAAGUACAUACUGAAGAACGCGCUAACACCGAAGUUAGCGCGGAAGGAGCUUCAAAAGGAGAUGCAGUCAGACUCCUCGCCGCAGCUCAGCAAGUCGCAAUCGUGCUCGUCCCUGCGCGCGGGCGGCGGCGGGGGAGGAGAGGGCGACUUCAACAACUUCCUCACCGUGCAUAGUAUGCCCGCAGUGAGCGUGCCAACGAUAACCGCAGACGAGGGCGACACCAACGACCAGGGAGGAGACAAGGGUAAAGGUGCCCAGGCGUGGACCACCAUGACGCCCCAGGAUAUAGCCAUAUGGAUCGACAAGCGAGCGCGCCUCAUGUUCCCCCUCCUAUUCAUAUUCUUCAACAUCAUCUACUGGACGUUCGUCUAUUGUCUAUGAUCUAUAAUCACGUCGACCGGACAUCCGGAGGUCUCUGAAAUCUCAUUGUACAGUGUACAUACUAGAGUAAUCGAUUGCUCUUUGAGAGUGUACAAAAAUU